AUGGGGGCUGGGGUUAGUGCAGGACAAGGGGGUAAACAGGGGGGUGUUGGGUAUGUUGGCCUCGAGAAGGGUCUGGAGUUUUCAGAAGCUGACGUUAGGAAGAAGACGAUGACGAGCCCGAGAAAAGGAGAGAGGGCCGAUCAGGUGCAAGUGCAGCAGGAUCCUCCUUACCAUGUUCUUCAUAAGCUGCCUCCUGGUGACAGCCCCUACGUCAGGGCCAAGCACGUUCAGUUAGUUCAGAAGGAUCCAGAAGCAGCUAUAGUUUUGUUCUGGAAGGCGAUAAACGCUGGAGAUAGGGUGGAUAGUGCCCUCAAAGACAUGGCAGUAGUCAUGAAGCAGCAAGAUAGAGCAGAAGAAGCAAUUGAAGCUAUAAAGUCUUUCAGGGAUCGCUGCUCUAAGCAGGCACAAGAAUCCCUAGACAAUGUACUAAUUGACUUGUACAAGAAAUGUGGUAGAGUUGAGGAGCAAAUAGAGCUACUGAAGCAGAAACUUUGGAUGAUUUACCAGGGAGAGGCCUUCAAUGGUAAGCUUACCAAGACAGCGCGCUCCCAUGGAAGGAAGUUUCAAGUCACAAUCAAGAAAGAGACUUCCAGGAUACUGGGGAACUUAGGUUGGGCCUACAUGCAACAAGGGAACCAUGUUGCUGCAGAAGUGGUGUAUCGUAAAGCUCAAAUCAUCGACCCAGAUGCCAACAAGGCCUGCAACCUAUGCCUAUGCCUGAUCAAGCAAACACGAUACGUCGAGGCACAAGCAGUUCUUGAUGAUGUCUUGCAGGGCGCGCUUUCAGGAUCUGAUGAGCCCAAAUCAAAAAUUCGCGCCAAGGAACUGCUCCAGGAGCUAGAGCAAUGUCAAACUGUAGUUUUGUCAUCGAAUUCAUUGAGUUUGAAUAUAGAAGAUGCUUUUCUGGAGGGGCUUGACCACUUGAUGAAGCACUGGACCCCUCUAAGGUCUAGGAGACUUCCUAUCUUUGAAGAGAUUUCUUCAUUUAGAGAUCAAUUAGCUUGUUGA
Molecule: messenger RNA, 1008 nt
Organism: Prunus armeniaca (apricot)
Lineage: Eukaryota; Viridiplantae; Streptophyta; Magnoliopsida; Rosales; Rosaceae
Source: the annotation of a GenBank genome assembly